Molecule: messenger RNA, 546 nt
Organism: Hippocampus comes (tiger tail seahorse)
Lineage: Eukaryota; Metazoa; Chordata; Actinopteri; Syngnathiformes; Syngnathidae
Gene: bud31
Product: BUD31 homolog
Exons: 4
Coding region: 102-536 (144 amino acids)
Biological process (GO): mRNA splicing, via spliceosome
Cellular component (GO): spliceosomal complex; nucleus
Source: RefSeq, a predicted model, not a curated record
GGACCCCGGUGAUGACGAAUUCAAGGGCCUCGGACGGUUUCGCUAGCCAAACAGGAAAACAUUAGCAGCUUUUGUUCUAGGGUGGACAAAGUGUAGAAAAAAUGCCAAAAGUUAAGAGAAGUCGUAAGCCACCCCCAGACGGGUGGGAACUCAUUGAACCUACUUUGGAUGAGCUUGAUCAGAAAAUGAGGGAAGCCGAAACGGAACCUCACGAGGGAAAGAGGAAAGUAGAAGCUCUUUGGCCUAUUUUCAGACUGCAUCAUCAGCGCAGUCGAUACAUCUACGACCUCUUCUUCAAAAGAAAAGCCAUCAGCAGAGAGCUGUAUGAGUACUGCAUAAAGGAAGGCUACGCUGACAAGAACCUGAUUGCCAAGUGGAAAAAGCAAGGCUAUGAGAACCUGUGCUGCCUCCGUUGCAUCCAAACGCGAGACACCAACUUUGGGACUAACUGUAUUUGCAGAGUUCCAAAGAGCAAGCUCGAAGUUGGAAGGAUCAUUGAAUGCACCCACUGUGGAUGCAGAGGAUGUUCUGGUUAAGUAUAGGACA